CUCCAGCUGCCGCCCCGGUCCGAGGUGUUUUGGACUGCUCCAGGAGCAGCGCACCUCGCGCCGCCGGGCAGCUGCCAUGCGCGCCGGCCGCCUCGCCUCGCCCCUGGCGCUGCUGCCAGGCGAGCCGCGGGCCAGCCGCGCGACACGAGCCCUUCCCGCGGGCUCGCGAGCGGCGCACGCAGGCGCGUGAGGAGCUGCAGGAGGCUACGAGGGUUGCCCGAUGGCGUGGCGGCCCGUGCGAGGCUGCCCGAUGGCGUGGCGGCCCUCCUGGCAGCGCCAGGCUGACAUUCGAUUGCUGGGCCCGUCGGCAGCCCGCCGCCUCGCCCGCCGCCGCCGCCGCGACGCGCUCGACGCUUGGCUGCGCGGCACGGGCACCUGGCAGCGCGGCGCCGGCUGGCAGUACGGCGGCGACUGGCACCGCGGCGGCGACUGGCAUCACGGCGACGUGGGCGUCAAGCUCCAGCAGCUCGCCGAGGCGGUCCGCAGGAUCGAGGAUGCCCUGGUGCGCGGCGAGACGCAUCCCGACGCCAAGAGCGGGCCGACGCGCCGCGAGGCGUCUCCCGCUGCCGGCAUGAACGCCGAGGCGAAGUGGUGCGAGCCGCGGACGGGCCAGGCCGCCGUCGGCAUGAGGGCCGAGGCGCCCAUGUACGUGCCGCUCCCCGCGACGGCGGGAGUCCCUGUACCCGCGCAGGCCUUGAAGGGCGCUGCGGCGACGGCGGCCACUUGGUGUUGGCUGCCAGAGGCGCUGCCGCCCCCAGCUUCCGCAGCGCCAGUAUGGUGGCCUCAGCCGUCGCCUGCUGCCUCGGAGGCUCCGUCCGAGCUGCAGGUUCGUGGAGUUCCUGGUGCUGGACCCGUACCUGCUCGUGGUGUUCUCGUACCCGACCGUGCUGGUCAUGCUGGUGUGCCGGAGCUGGUGGCUGCGGCUGCGGGCGGGGCCCGUGCCCGUGAUCGUGCUCAUGAUGCUGCUGCUGAGCCACUGGCGGCUCGCAGGCCGGAGCCGCCGCCGCCGCCAACCGGACCUCCGCCGUUUUCGCCGAGGUUGAUGUCAUCGUCUUCGGCCCUGCUACGGCCUCCACGAGAUCUGCCGCCGCCACCAGCAGCCGACGUUCGUGCGGACCAUCGUGGAGAUUGCAGGUACGUGCUACCCGCUGCUGCUGCUGCCGCUGGAGCUCCUGGUGGUGUUGGCCACGCCUCUCGUGAUCGCGCGCUCCGCCCUGUGACGCGUCUGCCUGCUGGUGCUUUCGGCGCUGGUGCUGCCGAAGCCAGUGGUCAUGGGCUUCCGCUGGCCGGGCAGGGGCAGGCCACAGCCGCAGUCGUGGCUUUCGAGGCCCAUUGCAAGGCGUCCACACGCCGUGCUGCGUGGGCCAGGCGUCGCCCGACCGCUGUGCGCCAGGCCGAGGCCGACAGCCUGGCCGUGCCCGCGCCACAGGCAGCGACCGAGCGAGAGGCAGCCGAGCGCGCCGCAGAGGCCCUCGACGAGGUGGUCCCCGUCCCUGCUGCUGCCUCGGCGCGGCAUCCGGAGGCUGAGCGCGUGGCCGUGCCGGACACCCUGGGACAGCCCGUUGGCUCCCGCGCGGCACGCGAUGACCAGAGGAGCCGGAGGAUCGGUGACGCUGUCGCUGCUCAAGGCGGCAUCGAAGCCGCUGGAGCCGCCAUGGUUGCCGCAUAUGCGGCCAUCGGCAUCCAUAUGUAGUACCAUAGAAGUGGGAUCAUGAAUGCAUGUCAGCGCUCAGGUAUGAUGUUCCGGCGUAGGCUCGGCACAGCCUCUGACGACGGCGCGUAGAAAAUCGUGUUCCUGUGUAUCUCUAUGCAUCUCUUUGUCUGUCGCGAGGGUGCGAAGAUGCCUCAGCCUGCACACUGUCCGCGUGGUAACUCCCGCUGUGGUGCCUCCACGCGGCCUUAAUGUUAUAUCCAGCUUCAUGCGAAGCAGUUACACUUAUGCUGUUUAUGUAUGUGAGGUGAGGGACCAGGAUAUCUGGGAGGAGCAGGGGAGGAGCAGCAGCUGUAGUUUGCGUCACCUCCCCCCCACCCUCGGUUAGAAGUCGUCCUCCCCUCGCUCGAUCACCCCCCGAUUCAGCCCGAUUCUGCCAUACACCGCCGCAGCGCUUUUUCCAGCAACGGUUCUCGUACGCCUGACCCAGGGGUGUGUAGCGAUUUGCGCCAGUGCUCUCAGAGCAGCCAGAGCGUUUGCACCCGUGCGGCACACCUUUCUUAGCUGGGGCAUGUCCGCUGCUGUUUCGUGCGCUUCGCGUGUGGCUUAUAGGCAUGUGUAUACGGGGGGAUGAUGGAUCAGGAUUCGGGGGGAUGAUGGGAUGGUGGAUUCUGCUCCGGCUGGUACCUGGGCCGUGCUGCCACGGCCCAGACGUGCCUAGGCGCCGACGCCUGGCCUUAGCAGUUGUUGCCGCCCCUCCCUCCCGCGGUUAGCGCGAAGGUAAUCGAUUUUGCUUGCCUGCGCCGUCGUCGUUCGUCCGUGUCGCGAGGGUGCGAAGUUCCUUUCCACGCUCAGGUACGAGAUGCC
Messenger RNA from Prorocentrum cordatum, 2518 nucleotides. NCBI's taxonomy places the organism in Eukaryota, Dinophyceae, Prorocentrales, Prorocentraceae. The record is from the annotation of a GenBank genome assembly.